AUGUCUGGUCGUCAAGGAGGUAAAGCGAAGCCUUUGAAGGCCCCCAAGAAGGAGAAGAAGGAGGAUGAUGAUGAAGAUAAGGCUUUCAAGGAAAGACAGAAGCAAGAAGCUGCCGAGCGUAAAGCUAUGGCCGAGAAGGCAAAGCAGAAGGGUCCUUUGGGCUCUGGUGGUGGGAUCAAAAAGUCUGGAAAGAAAUGA
Molecule: messenger RNA, 198 nt
Organism: Morchella sextelata
Lineage: Eukaryota; Fungi; Ascomycota; Pezizomycetes; Pezizales; Morchellaceae
Exons: 5
Coding region: 1-198 (65 amino acids)
Source: RefSeq, a predicted model, not a curated record